This is a messenger RNA of Adineta steineri, 1407 nucleotides long. The record is from the annotation of a GenBank genome assembly. Lineage: Eukaryota; Metazoa; Rotifera; Eurotatoria; Adinetida; Adinetidae.
AUGUCAAAGUCAAAUAUCGGAAAUUUAGCUUUUUAUUGUGUAUAUACACGUAAUCAUACUGAAAGUGGAACAUUUCAAGGUGUAAUUGAUGAUUUACCUCGAAUAUGUGGAAUGGGAAUAGAUUUUGUUUGGUUACUUCCAAUCCAUCCAAUUGGAUUAACAAAUCGUAAAGGUCCACUUGGUUCUCCAUAUUCUAUAGAUAAUUUUCGUGAAAUAAAUCCUGAACAUGGUGAUCUUAAUGAUUUUCGUCGUCUUAUUUCUGAAGUUCAUCGACAAGGAAUGCGUUUAAUGAUUGAUAUUGUUUUUCGACAUACAAGUCAUGAUUGUUUAUGGGCUAAAGAACAUCCAGAAUGGUAUUUAAGAGAUGAAACAGGAAAACCAAUUGCAAUUGUACCUGAAUGGUCAGAUAUAUUAGAUUUAAAAUUUGAAGGAAAUGAAAAAACUUUAUGGAUUGAAUUAAUUGAUGUUUUAAAAUAUUGGUGUGAAUUAGGUGUUGAUGGAUUUCGAAUGGAUGUUGCUUCCGGUGUAACAAUGCAAUUCUGGCGUCAAGCUCGGUAUGAAGUAUCAAUGAUUUAUCCAAAUAUUGUUUGGUUAGCUGAAUCAACUCGAUUACCUUAUAUUGAAGGUCAUCGUUUUAAACGAGAAACAGUUAAUACAGAUUCCACAUUAUAUGAAGCAUUUGAUAUUUGUUAUGAUUAUGAUAUUUAUGGUGCAUGGCGUGCAGUUAUAGCAGAUGCUAUUCCAAUAAAAUCUUAUCUUGAAAUGGUUCGACUUCAAACAACAAUAUAUCCAAAUAAUUUUAUAAAAUUAAGAUUUCUUGAAAAUCAUGAUCAACAACGUGCUGCACAUAUUUUUCGUAAUAAUCGUUUAAAAGGACUUGCAUGGACAGCAUUUAAUGCAUUUAAUAAAGGUUGUUUUUUGGUACAUGCAGGUCAAGAAACUGAACAAACCAAAACAUCAUCAUUAUUUGAAAAAGAUUGGGUUGAUUGUAAAAAUAUUUAUCCAUUACAACAAUUUCUACAUGAAUUAAUUCAAAUUAAAAAAAAUCCAAUUAUUCAAUCGAAUAAUUCAAAUUUUACGAUAACACAUCAUAGUCCAUGUAUUGUAACUGUAUGGGAAAAUGAAUUUGAUCGUCAAGGUCUUAUUGGUAUUUUUAAUGUUUCGCAAAAUAAUACAAAUGAAGAAUAUAUUCAAAUUAAUAAUUUACCCGAUGGAGAAUAUCAAAAUUUAUUAUUUAAUUCUGGUAUUAAAGAAAUAGAUAAAUGUGAAUCUUCAACAAUAACAAUAUCAAAUAAUGGAAAAAUACGUAUACCAUCAGUAGCUCUUAUUAUUCAAUAUUCUGAUUUUAUUCUACAACCACAAAUGUUUUAUAGUGAAAUAUUUGAUUUUGAUUACAAAGGAAUGUAA